Messenger RNA from Microplitis demolitor, 2009 nucleotides. RefSeq lists its product as uncharacterized. NCBI's taxonomy places the organism in Eukaryota, Metazoa, Arthropoda, Insecta, Hymenoptera, Braconidae. Gene Ontology annotation, molecular function: protein binding. The transcript has 7 exons. The coding region runs from base 128 to 1429 and encodes 433 amino acids. The record is from RefSeq and is a predicted model, not a curated record.
UUAUUGUUUGAAUGAAAAGUCAUUUUAGUAAUCACUAAAAAGUUAGUAGGUUUUAUUUCACCAACUUUCUAAUCAAUUUUUACUAUAUAAAUAAUAAUUGAGUUAUUACUUGAAGAAAAAGUAUAAAAUGGAUGAAAUUUUGUACUCGCAUGUAUUUAAAUGCAUUUUUGGAAAUACAAAUAAUCCGAUAAUAUUAGAAAAACUAAGAAGAGUUCAUAUCGAUUGGAAAAAAACAAUCGAUAAAAUUCUUGAAACAACGGAUAUAUGGAAGAAGGCAUGUUUGAAUGAAAUCCCAUCAGAACAAAUCUCCUCUAUGAUUAUAAGAUUAUUUCCAAUGCUUUCUUUCGAACAUUAUCUUGAACUCGAUGACUUAGAGGUUUGGCGUACUGUUUACAUUUCGUAUAGAAAGUGGAUGAUAUUCUCGAAACUUCGAGUUUCAGUCGAGGCCUAUUAUGAAUUCUCUGAAUCGACAAUUCUUUCUAAAGCAGUUACCUCGUUUGCAAGGUGUGAAAAAUAUUUUGCUAUUGGAACUAAACAUAAAAAGGUUUAUGUUUUCGAUUCAAAUAAUAUGAACAAACCCACAUAUACGGUAAAUUUUGAUGAUGGUAUAAAAGACAUUAAAUUUUGGUAUCCUGCUACUGGUGACUUAUUCUUGGUUGUAAUUGUUAGGCCUUUUUAUAUUAAAUUUUUGAAUGUUUCUACUAUGAAUGAAGUUCCGAGUAUCAGCUUUAAGGUACCAGAGGCGGAUGCUCUAAGUGUCGGUACAUUCGAUAAAUUAUUUGGUAUAGACAACGGCGUUGUUAAUGAAUAUUAUUAUACUGAUGGUGUUAUAAAACAAUAUCCAAUAACUCGUAUACCGAAAGGAUUUUGCGAAAAAUUACACAUAGAAAACAAAAAAAUUAUUUAUGUAGCGUUGUUCAAUAAUUAUGUAGCUUUGGAAAAUUACACAAUUUCAACAUCUGGCGACGGAUAUACUGUUAUGCUUCCAAAGAAUGUUACAUAUUUUGAUGAUUCCUCUAUUUAUGAAUGUAGCAAUCCGAAGUUUGUCUUUCUCACUUCCAAUGUCAUAUUGCAGAAAUCAGCCAAAGGAAACAGUUGUCUCAUAAUUUGUGAUCACCGAUCUAAGUGGAGAAUCUAUCACCCAUUUCGAAAAUUCGGCACAAAAAAUUUAGUAACUUCCGGCAUAUUACACGGAAAAAUUUUGAUUUUGGGAUUUAAAACGGGUCAUGUACGGAUCUUUACUGUAGAAAAUUUAGAGCAUCUUAAAAAUUCAACGUUAGAUCUUAAGUCAGGAAUUGAAUAUCACGUACAUACUAAAUCGAUAAAUUGGUUGCAAGUUACUGAAAUUCAAGAAAAAUUAAUCACUAUUGCAAUUACAGACGACAAAAUCUAUUCAAUUAAUUUUAUCUCUAAAAACAGUAUUGAGUAAAUAAUUAUUUAAGAGAAUCAUUGUAACAUCGGCGAUUGCAAAGUGUCUAUUUAGAAAAAUAAAUUCAAUAUUAAUAUUAAACACAAAAUUUUAGAUAAAUGGAUAAGAAAGACUUUUAAUAAUCUCGCCCUGACAGUUACUUUCUGAUGAGAAAGUUGAUGUUAAUUAGUUGCGAUCAAAUUGUCGGCAAUUUUCUGGGAUAAUUGAAGGCAACUUAUGAAAUCGCCAAUGUUUGCGACCAACUUGACGACAAGUCGACUGUCAUCAUCCUGCUGCCAACUUGGCUAACAGAAUAAAAUUUGAUGUGUACCCUGAUAGCACGAGUUGAUCGUGAAAAAGUUGGUCAUUCAUUAGAUUCCGACCAACUUGACGACAAUUUGUCGACAACUUUAGCUUUUGCAACUUUUGACUACAAGUUACCGCCAACUUUCUUAGAAAGUUGGCGCCAGUAUGGAGCCGCAACUGGAAUGCAAGUUUCUGAGAAAAUUUUAAGGAAACUUACCGUCAACUUAUGAUUGCCAACUUUUGGCGGUCAACUUGGUGUCCAGUUGCGACUGCAAGUUUCUCGCCAACUUGGCUA